GAUCACUUCCUCAGGUCGUUUGAGCAGCAGGUGGCAGCAUCCAACCCAGUGGUACAAGGAACAGGGAGAGGGGGCUCGGCGCACAGCCAGCCUCUCGGAGCCUUACACCGCUCUCAGGAACUAUAGUGGAGCCCAGAUGGUGACCAGCACAGCUGAACACAGAACUCAGAGCACUCAAGUCAGAGAAGAGCAGAGCUACACACACACAGCCUAUACACACACCUCUAACACUGGGCAUAGUAACACACACCUAGCCCAGGUAUACAUGCCUCAACCAGAACCCAGCUACACACACACAGCCCACGUAGAGCAGUGUAGCACAGUCACACACCCCGCACACACACACCUCCCUCUCUCUCACACUUCACCUCUUCCAUACUCAACUCCUAACAGUGUCCAGCCCACCUCAGCUCUACCCCCUACCAGUCUGCCACCCAGCCCAGGGGAAGAGAGGAAGGUGAUGACCAGAAGACGGUUGCGAGGCGAGAUCAACAUCCAACCUAUAGUCUGGCCCAAGAAACGUCAUGGGGAGAGGAACAUAGACAGGACCAGACUACUGAUCAAGAAGAAGAGGAGGAUAAAGAAAGGGUACUCCGUGAAUACGAGGAACUGCGAGAUUGUGAGUGGUCCGUUGCCGGAUGUGGAUGAUGUGUUCCUGGGUGUGUCUGUCCGUACAGGCGAGGAGCUAUGCCAACCCGAGGAUGCUGCCAGGGAAACGCCUACCCCCAGCAAACUGCCCAAUCAGGUCACUGAUGCGUUGCCAGGUGUGUGUACAAACAAACAAGAUGCCAUGCCAGCCUGCAGUGUGCGUUGUCAGAAUGGAGAAGGCUGUGUUACCAGGGGCGGAGUCUCUCACAGCCAAAUGCCCACCCCAGUCAACCGCACAAUCAGGUCGGCUGAGAAGAUCAAAUCUCAGACCAAGGCCCGGCCAGCAGCAGUCUGACACUACCAAGAAAACCCCACCCCUACCCAAUCUCCCGAUCAGCCCAAUCAGAACCCCAGAGGUCAGAGUGCCCAGCCAAUCAGACAGGGCGAGGAGGUUGUGAGGUGAGUGUCUGGGGCAGUGAUGUAGAAGGAGAUGGAGAAGAAUGGAUGACAGAGCAGAAAAACAGACCGAACUCCACAACCCACCAAUCCAAAUCGGAGAGUGGAAGGUCUCAGUUCAGAUGCAUUCUGGGAUAGUAAAAGCCUCCAGUCUCCCAUCCUUCACAUUCCAUCCGAGAGGUGGACAUCGAAGGGUCAACAGGAAGCUGGUAGGAAGAGGAAGUGGAUGUGUUGGGGGGCUUUAGCGCCUCCCCAGUCCCUCCUAUCAUACUGCCUGGCUCCUGGGGGGAGGGGCUUAAUUCUGAUGAGGAAGAGGAGAUUGAUGUCAUUGGAGGAGAGUUGGACCACACCCCUUUUAUUGGAUAUAUGUCAUCUCUGCUCUGACUGAGUCCAUACACACGGUAUCCUACGUUAUCGGUCAGAUUAUCACACUCAACUCUAAUCUGAGUUUUCAUGAUUGUGUGGCAUGAUUGUGUGGUUGAGUUCCUCCAAGUUACCAAUUGUUAAAUGAGGAUGAUUGGAUGUUUAAAUUUUUUUUUGACAUUUUUGUUGUACCUUUUUUCUACCUCACCUUGUCUUUAGAGCUCUGUGCUUGAGUUCUAGUUUUCAGCACUUAGAUCGUCAAUUAUGAAUGUGUUUUACACUGUGGGUCAGUUGUGCUGUUUGUCUACAUCUCACUGCCCAGACCUUUACAACAUCAUUGUGUUAAAGUUUUCAAUGACGCGUGUAGGAAAAACAACAGCUAUAUUUGCCUCUUGUGCAGAGGAGUUUGGGUUCAUUCAUAUAGCAAAUGUUUCGUUCUGAGUUGCCAACAAAUCAGGUUUUACACUGCUGUUAGUUCAGAUUCACAGCAAUUGUCGACUUUCAUUGGUUGAGUGUCGAUCAUCACAGGCCUACAUCUUCCGAUUCUGCUUCGGAUUGUUCGAGAAUGGAAUCACGUCAGGUUUGUCAUUAUUACUGUUCUCCCCAGGUGUUUGACUGUUUUCUGUUUAAAAACCAGAUUAAAGAUAUUCUUAACGUG
This is a messenger RNA of Salvelinus fontinalis (brook trout), 2065 nucleotides long. RefSeq lists its product as uncharacterized. The transcript has 2 exons. Lineage: Eukaryota; Metazoa; Chordata; Actinopteri; Salmoniformes; Salmonidae. The coding region runs from base 137 to 943 and encodes 268 amino acids. The record is from RefSeq and is a predicted model, not a curated record.